CUACAGGAACUACAAUUCCCACAAUUCACCUAAAGUAGGACACGCAGUUUCUAGAACUUUGACGCAACUUCUGGCGCGACGGGCGCAACUCACUUUUUCAGAAUAGUUAGCUAACGUCAGCUUAACUUGUCUUUCAAACCCUACAAAUCACCGGGACCGUAUAUUUGGGGGUUAUUUCUGUUCGCAGGUGGUAUCAUGAUUUUAGGAUUACUAAGACUUGAGCAUACAGAUCUUGGUUCUGUAAGCUAAUGGGGAUAUCCCAAAGGAAAACAGUGUGAACUGAACGCAGGCAAGCUAGCCAAACAUCAAUACCAACAACAAAAACAUCAAGGGGCAGGGCAGCGCAGCUGCACAGAUGUAGUUAUCUGUCCUUGUGUCUCUUCAAAUCAUUUCACCGACUGGACCACCAUGCAUCACUCUGCUCCCUCAAACAGUGAACUGGGGUUUCUGCCAGCCAUGUAUUCAUUUUCAGGCCCCGCUAGCCUUCCUGAAUUUGAUUUCGGACCUACAAGAACGCCUGGCCACCUACAGAGAGCAACAGUCUCUAAAAACAGCUGGGAGACACGAUGCCUCAGGAAGCACAGAAGGAGAGUUGAUGAUGAGGGAUGCAGUGCCAAAAGGAGGAGGUUAAUGGUGGAGGCAGAAGUGGAUAUUUCAGAGAACUCAAACACUAGCACUCGUCAUGACUGGCUUACAGCAAACAGCUGCCCUCCCCUGUCUGUAAAGCAAGCCAGCCCUGCACUUCCACAGCCCUGCCCAGGGCCUCAGCCCUUGACUUUGCCACACCCCUCCCCUGCCCUGUCUCAGCCGGACACAGAGAGUUCCUGCAUGGAGAUAGAGGCAGCUCAGAGGAAACUUCAAGAGAUCGAGGACAGAAUAACGCUGGAAGAUGACGACGAUAAUGAGGAUCUGGAUGUAGAGCCAGCCCAGAGACGGCCAGUGCUGGUGAUUUCAGACAGUUUGAAAGAGGGUCUGCAGCGUGGCAUCAGCGACAUCCUCCCCCACAAAGUAGCUCAGUCUGUGAGCCAUUCCUGCAUGGAGUUGGUGUUGUGGCGGCCACCUGACGACCCCUUCUGUCGGAGGCUAAAGGGCUCAUUACAAAAACAGCGUAAACAACAGACAGUAUCUCGGCAUCCCCCAACUCCGUGUCCAUCUCCCACCCCUCACAUUCCCCUGAGCCCCUCCAGUCCAUCUGCAGAAAUACACUCUCCUCUCUACAGCUUUCCUGUGGCCCACAGCUCUGGGGAGGAGGAUAUGGAAAUGUAAUAGUGCUUAAAGACUUUAAAAGCCAUGCCAAAGUAAAAGAAUGGACACGUAGGCACACAAAAGACUAUAAAGGAUCCAGAACCAAUUUUGGCAGUUUGGCAAGGCAUGUUGGCUUUACAUGAAUAUUGUGCAGUUUUGGGCGGUUUGUGCAACACAUAUUUUGCUUUACAGUCACUCAUUUAGGUUUUCUUACUAUAAUCCAAGGCAACUAUAUUUAAGAUCUAACAAAAACGCUGACCUAGUUAAUCCGUUUUAUUCAUUUAAAUCUUGAAUGUAACUGUCAUGAACAAGACUUUGAACAGUUCUAUAGACAGCCUUACAUAACCAGUUUUAAACAACUUACAGAAUUGACCUUUGCCCAGAGAAAAAGAUAUUUUGUACAGAAUUUUGCCAAAGCCUGGCCAACACCCUGAUGAAUUGUAAAUAUGACUUUGUUCUUGGUGAAACAUCAGUGUUCAGCACCUGAAUUUUGUACAGUUUUUAUGUUCAGCUUCUGGACAUAAUGAGGACAUCAUAGUCAGGAUAAUAACAGGACACUAAAAGUUGUUCCUGUGUGCUCACAUUUGCUCAGAGCAUGGCUUGCAGUUGUACUUGUUGUGGUAGAAAGAUGAUCUUCCUAUAGUGUUUAGCAAGUACGCCAUCUGCAAGCUUUGAGGAAUUUGUAAACAAGUCGUGGAAAUGCACCUUUUUAUGAUUUGAUUGUAUUUUCAUACAUAUAUUACCAGAAUUGCAAGCGGGCAUUAAGUGUUAUUACUUUAUAUUUGUUUUUAAAUAAACUCUUAAAUUGUCAA
This is a messenger RNA of Xiphias gladius (swordfish), 2057 nucleotides long. RefSeq names its product coiled-coil domain containing 117 (gene ccdc117). The record is from RefSeq and is a predicted model, not a curated record. The transcript is spliced from 6 exons. The coding region runs from base 409 to 1266 and encodes 285 amino acids. NCBI's taxonomy places the organism in Eukaryota, Metazoa, Chordata, Actinopteri, Istiophoriformes, Xiphiidae.